UAUGACAUCAGCGUGACAUCACAAGGCAGCAGCUGUAACAGCUCAGCUAGCCAGACCUCCAUGAUAACAGCCCCCUGUGAUCCUGUCAAUGUGGCCUACUCUCUGAAAUGUGGUACAGACUUAGUGACCAUGUCUUGGGAUGCAAGCUCUGGAGCAGUGGCUUACAGCGUGUUCGCUCAGGUGGACGGGUCACUGGAUGUCACUUCCUGUACAAGCAGCAUUACUUCCUGUCAGCUAAACACAUUGGGUUGUGGACAAGUGUACAAUGUGACAGUUCUGGCUGACAAUGGGAUAUGCAAUAGCACAGGAGAGAACAGCUCCAUUCUGAUUACAGCUCCUUGCCCACCCACAAUCCUGUACAGCUCUGUACACUGUGGCACAGACUCUGCCUCUCUCUCCUGGACACCAGUGCCAAAUGCUAUAGGCUACGUAGCUAACGCUUCAUCCACUAACGGCCGGCUAGCUUGGUGCAGCUCAGUUAACGACACUAGCUGUGAGCUAACAGGGCUAGACUGCGGUGAGGUUUACUCUGUCAAUGUCAUCGCCAUGGGAAACCAAUGUGCCAGUGCACCUAGCUCCUCCGUCAACAUUAAUACAGCUCCCUGCGCCCCCACCAUGGUUACCUCCCAGUACAACUGCAGCUCCAACGUAGCCGUGUUGAACUGGGCCGACUCAGUGGGACGCGUCUCCUUCAUGGCUCGGCUGGAUGGAACGGACCACCAGGACAACUGCACUUCAACAGGCACCAGCUGCUCCUUCACAGACCUGUACUGUGGUCACUCAUACAACUUUACGGUCCAGGCCCUGGGAACGGAUUGUAACAGCAGCCUCAGCACACUUGCAGAGAUCGAUACAGUCCCUUGUGCCCCUCAGAAUGUGAGUGCCGGUCUGCUGUGUGCCAACCACUCAGCCCUGAUUACAUGGGUAAGAAACCCCAGGUCUGUGUCGUACAACGUCAUUGUCCUGGGUGAAGACGGGGACUCUAAAAACUGUCACACCAACGACACUAGUUGCCAGGUUCCAGACCUGCACUGUGGCACUAUCUACAACAUCACAGUCACACCCUUCUCCAGGACGUGCUCUGGAGUCGCUAGUACAGCCUACACCUUCAAUGCUGGUUCUUGUGCCCCCACUGAUGUCAUAGUGUCUCCACAGUGUAAUAGCAAUAUGAGCACUGUGUCCUGGACAGCGGUUGCCGGGGCAGAUAUGUAUGUAGCGACCGCCACAGACAAUAAUGGACACAGUGACACCUGCAGCACUAACUCUACAGGAUGCUCCUUCACCGCCCUGCGCUGUGCCCAGACCUACAAUGUCACCGUAGUUACCGUCUACAGGGGUUGUGCUAGUGAUCCCAGCCCUAACGUUGAACUCAGAACAGCCCUGUGUCCACCCAGCAAUCUGAAGGGCUCAGUGUCCUGUCAGACCAACAUCCUGUCCCUGAUUUGGGACGCCAGCCCAGUGUAUAGCGCUAACUACACAUUACACUCCCAGAAGAUAGGGGCCACUAACACCACCAUCUCCUACCCCACGUCUGAUACCUUCCUUUCCAUCUCAGGCCUGCAGUGCGGGGAACUCUAUGCAUUCCAAGUGGUUGCUAGUGACAACACCUGUAACAGCAGCCUUAGCCUGCCGCUGUUGAUACAUACAGUUCCAUGCCAGCCAACCAACCUGGUGGUGAAUGUGGAAUGUGGAACCAACCAUGGCAUUAUCUCCUGGGACAAGAGCCUCGGUGCCAGCUACUACAUCGCAGCGGUGAUGGGUGACGAUGGGCAUGAGGCUUCCUGUACUUCCAACGAUACUUCCUGUGUGGUGACAUUGCACUGCGGACAGAUGUACUCGUCAACACUGGUGGCCUCCACAGACUUCUGUAAUAGCACUCUGCACACUGACAUUACAUUUUUCUCUGCCCCCUGCCUGCCUGAUAAUGUGGUGGCAGAGCUGGACUGUCAGUCCAACGUGUUAACUGUCCAAUGGCAGGAUAGCCCUGGAGAGGACAUCUACACAGCCUUGGCCAUCAGGAGUGAUGGCUACCAAGUCUCCUGUAACUCCUCCUUUAACUCCUGUAGUAUUACCAACCUGCCGUGUGGUCAGACCUAUGAUGUUGCCGUCACUUCCUCCACCAUCAACUGUUCCAUCAUAGCUGGAUCAGACUACAAGGUCCAGUCUGCCCCCUGUGACCCCCAAAACUCCACAGUGGAACUGGAGUGCAGCACCAACGUUGCCACGGUGACCUGGGACCUGACCAGCACAGCCCAGAACUACACGGUUACAGCCACAGAUGCGUUUGGCACCAACUCCAGCUGCAGCACCAGCAAAACAAGCUGUUCCUUCUCAGAUCUAAACUGUGGACAGACCUACACCUUCAGUGUCAUGGGACACACCAAUGUGUGUAUGAGUGAAGUCAGCUCUCCCAUGCAGAUGCUAACAGCCCCUUGCAUGCCCAUUAAUGUUUCUUCCAGUCUGGACUGUGGUACAGGCAUGGCCCUCAUCACUUGGAACAGUGCAGUGGGAGCUACAGCCUACACUGUACAGGCAAAGGGUAACCAUGGUCACAACUCCUCCUGCAGCAACACAGGAACCCAAUGUUCCCUUAGCGACCUGGCAUGUGGGCAGGAGUACACCGUUGUUGUUGUAUCAAUGCAUGCUGGGUGUCUCGGUCAGGCCAGUCAGGCUGUACAUUUCACUACAGCUCCCUGUUCCCCUCAACCUGUGGAAACCCAACUGAACUGCUUGUCUGGAAUGUUGAACAUUGCCUGGCAACCGAGAGCAGGGGCAACCAGUUACCAUGCAACUGUACAGGAAGGAAGAAAUAUAAUGAUGUGCGACACCAAUACAUCUUCCUGUGUCGUCCCCAACCUGAGCUGUGGCAACACCUACAAUGUUACGGUGGUAGCACAGGGCCAAUCCUGCAACAGCUCUCACUCUGAAGCCAAGGAGAUUUCAACAGCCCCCUGCCCACCCACCGCAGUCUCGGCCACCGUGAACUGCUCAACCAACAUUGCUGAGGUCACGUGGCAAUCCCAGAAUGUACUGGGGGUAGCAUACAGUGCCCAGGCUGUGGCAGCCCAGGAGAGUGCAGUGUACUGUAACACGGCUGACACUAAUUGUGUUCUCAUUGGCCUGAAGUGUGGCAGUGUGUACAAUGUUACUGUCAUAGCCUCAAAGGACAACUGUUCCAGUCUCCCAAGCCUGGCAUAUACCUUUUUAACAGUACCCUGUGUGCCCCUCAUCUCUGAGGUUCAGCUGCUCUGCUCCUCUGACUCGGCCUAUGUCACCUGGGCAACGGCUGCAGGGGCAGACCGUUAUGAGGUCACAGCAGAAGACAACCAUGGGGGGACCCGGCAGUGUAAUGCCACUGAUGUCACUUCCUGCCUGGUGUCUGCCCUGCAGUGUGGGCAGCAGUAUGGUUUCAGUUUGACUGCCUCAAACCGGCUGUGUACCAGUGCUCCAAGUGCUCUGAUACAGUCUAUAGCAGCCCCAUGUCCUCCCCAGAAUGUCAACACCUCAGUGGGCUGUGAGAACAACACCACCUCCAUCAGCUGGAGCAACAGCCAGGGGGCGCUGUCCUAUACAGCUAGACUACAUGGGGCUGAUGGAGAGGCAGCUUGCUGUUCCUCCAACACCUCCAGUUGUGACAUCCCUCUGCUUCCAUGUGGAGAGAUCUACAACGUGACAGUGAUUGCCAAGGGACACACCUGCAACAGCUCCCAAAGCUCAGGAUCCCCCAUUAAGACAGCUCCCUGUGUGCCCUCUCCUCCCGUGGUCAACCUGAGCUGCAGCACGAACAUUGCCACCAUAGCCUGGAGCCGCAGCCUGGGGGCCCACCUCUACUCUGUGGUUGCCCAUAGCAGUGUAGGUUACUCAGCUGGCUGCCAAUCAGCAGGCCUGAGUUGCAACCUCAUGUCUUUACAGUGUGGGCAGAUGUACACGGUCAGCGUGACAGCUCAGGACAGCUCUUGCAGCAUUGCUAGCCAGUCAGUACUGGUCAAGACAGUACCAUGCAUGCCUACGGGUGUCGCGGCUGGUUUUGACUGCCAGUCCAACGCUGUGGCUGUUUCCUGGCUGGCAAGUGGCGGUUCCGAGUACUACAUGGCCAUUGUGACGGACAGUACCGGUGUAUCCAGUGGGUGUCAGACGGCGGGGACGCAGUGUAACGUCACAGGCGUCCAGUGUGGAGAGACCUAUCAUGUGACUGUAGUAGGGGCAGACACACUGUGCACCAGUCCAGCGGCCACCGACACCCACACACACUCCGCUCCGUGUGUCCCUGUGGACAUUGCUGUGGAGGUAGAUUGUUCUAACAAUUCGGCGGUAGUAUCAUGGAGAUCCAGCCAUGGGGCCAGAUGGUACAGUGUCUCUGCCCACAGCAACAGGGGCAACUCUACCUGUAGUAGCUCUGACCUGAACUGUACCCUGGUCAACCUCAGCUGUGGCACAGCCUACACUGUACAGGUGGUCGCCGUAGAUGACCAAUGCUCCAGCAACUCCAGCCUGGCUGUGCCGUUCCAAUCUGGUCCAUGUGUGCCCCAGGAUGUAGUAGUCAGUCUGGACUGUAGCCUGAACACGAUCUAUCUGAACUGGAACACAAGUGAGGGGGCAGAGUCAUACACGUUGGCAGUGUAUGGCACAGACAAUUCCUCCAUGGAGAUAGUUCUCAGCAACAACGUUUUCCAACUUCCUCUGCUUUCCUGUGGCCAGAACUACAGUGUGACGGUCGCUGCUGCCUACCAGGACUGCAGCAGUGCCCCAAGUGCCCCGGCUGACAUACAGAUAUGGCCCUGCCCAUCUACUGCCAUCUCUGCCUCCUUGGACUGCCCCUCCAAUAUCGCCAAGGUUGCCUGGGAGGAGAGUAAUGGUACAGUGUUAUACACUGCUACCCUCCAGAGUCCCAGCGGCCAAUCACAGACCUGCAUGUCCAACACUGGUGGAUGCAGUGUUCCUAGGCUCGAUUGCGGCCAAAACUACACUGUGUCUGUGACAGCCUCCAACCUGCAGUGUAACUCUACACCCAGCAUAGGCGCCAGUCUGCAGACAGCUCCGUGUGUCCCUGUGGACAUUGCUGUGGAGGUAGAUUGUUCUAACAAUUCGGCGGUAGUAUCAUGGAGAUCCAGCCAUGGGGCCAGAUGGUACAGUGUCUCUGCCCACAGCAACAGGGGCAACUCUACCUGUAGUAGCUCUGACCUGAACUGUACCCUGGUCAACCUCAGCUGUGGCACAGCCUACACUGUACAGGUGGUCGCCGUAGAUGACCAAUGCGCCAGCACCGUCAGCCUGGCUGUGCCGUUCCAAUCCGUCCCCUGUCCUGCAGAGCCUGCUGAGUCUACACUGGACUGUUUCAGGAACGUAGUUCUGAUGGACUGGGCUGCCUUGGAGGGGGCUGUCUCCUACACUGUAAUGACCAGCUACAACGGUCAGAAACACACAGUCUGCCACACCAACAAUACAAACUGUGAGGUCAGUGGAAUGACCUGCGGACAGGUGUACUCUGUUUCUAUGGUGUCGUCAGACGGACAGUGCGACAGCCCCCCCAGUGUGAGCUGGGACAUUUCAGCGGUACCCUGCCCUCCUCAGAACAUCUUGACCCAGCUCGACUGCUCAGCUAACUCAGCCAACAUACAGUGGGAUCUGGCCCUGGGGGCGGAGUCUUACGUGGUGCAGGCUAUAGACACCAACGGUUACAUGACUGGAUGUGACACGUGGGGGCGCAAUUGUACCAUACAGGGCCUGAUGUGUAGCUCCACAUAUAACAUCAGUGUGGUGGCCAUCAACCAGCACUGUAACAUCUCUAAGAGCAUGGUCACACAGCUUCACACAGAGCCUUGUGUGCCGUCUGCGGUGCGGGGUAAUGUUAACUGUGAGACCGGUGACAUGACAGUGGAGUGGGAGCCUAGCUAUGGAGCCCGCACCUACACCGCCGUGGCCCAGGGCAACGGGGGUUAUGGGUCCUCUUGCAACACCAGUGAAACGGUGUGUGUGUUCAGAGAUCUCCUCUGUGGACACACCUACAGCGUCAGUGUCAGCGCCGCCGACGACACUUGCUCCGGCGCUGACAGCAGCCCAGUCACCGUGGAGACAGUGCCCUGUGAACCCCAGAAUGUCAGCGCCCGCCUGCGCUGCCAUAGCAACGAGGGCGUAGUCUCCUGGGAGAUGAGUGACGGGGUGACGUCGCACCGAGUCUUUACCGUGGGUCCUGAUGGUGAAAGUCUCACCUGCAACAGCACCGCCGCUUCCUGCACGCUACCCCCCCCUGCACUGUGGCCAGCAAUACAACCUGACUGUCACCGCCCUGGGUGGCUCCUGCAAUAGCAGCCAUUCACACGUCACCGUGCAGUCAGGCCCCUGUGCUCCUGGGAACCUGCACACUAACCUCCAGUGCAUCACCAACUCUACCUCCCUGAUGUGGGACAAAAGCCCAGGGGCCCUG
Esox lucius (northern pike) is the source of this 6424-nucleotide messenger RNA. RefSeq names its product fibronectin-like. The transcript is spliced from 26 exons. The record is from RefSeq and is a predicted model, not a curated record. The coding region runs from base 61 to 6306 and encodes 2081 amino acids. NCBI's taxonomy places the organism in Eukaryota, Metazoa, Chordata, Actinopteri, Esociformes, Esocidae. Gene Ontology annotation, molecular function: protein binding.